AUGGCCAUGCAGACGGAGUGGCUGGUGCCCCUGGCUCAGCCCCGGCAGAAGAAGCGGCGCUGCGAGCUCUGCCUCGGCCCCGCCAACGUCCGCUGCGCCGCUUGCCUGGUCACCUACUACUGUGAUGUGGACCACCAGAACGCCGACUGGGUCAGCGUCCAUGCCAAGAUCUGCCAGCUGCUCAUCCCUCUGCGGGCGGCUCCCCCCUUCUACACCUCGGAGAAGGAGAGGAAACUCGGGGAGGAGCAGAGGCGGAACCGAGAGAUCUUCCUGGCUGACGUGACCUACGAGACGGCUCAGAUGUUCCUCAUCGACGGCCAGUACGAAGACGCCAUCCCAGCCGCCCUGCAUUCCCUCAAAUUCAGCAUCAGCAUCUAUGGCUCCAGUGGGGUGGAGCUGGUCCCCCCCUACCUCAUCUUAGCCGAGACCAGCUUGGGCCUGGCUCAUCUCUCGCAAGCCGAAGAGUACCUGGCCCAAGCCCAGUGGAUCGUCCUCAAGAACCCCCACUGCAGCUACCACGUUCAGUCCAAGCUGUAUCGCAACCUGGGGCUCCUGCACGCCGCCAAAGGGAACCUGGAGGAGGCUCUGUACCACCUGGCCAACGACGUCUACUUUGCGUGUUGCGCUUUUGGGACGACGCGCCACGUGUCCGUCUCGGGAGGGUUCUUCCACAUGGCCAACAUCUUCUCCCACAAGAACAAGAUGGACAUCGUGGAUUCCUUGUAUUGUGAGGUGGUGGAUCUCUGGUACGAUCACUUCAGCCACUUUGUUGAAAUCCAGUACCAAAAACUCAUCACUCCCGCGGAGGUUGACCUGCUGUCGGUGGAGGAUGGGGCGGAGGAGGACGUACUGGAUGAGAAGCAACGGGCCGAAGCGAUGCAGAUGCUGAAGUCCAUCUUGGCCUUCCGAGAAGCGUCUCUCAGGCAGCAGCCAGAGAAGGAGGCCAAACUGCUGCACGCCUUGGCCAUGUUUCAUUUCUUGGUCCACGAUCUGAAAAAGGCAGAGGGAUUUGUGAUGAGAUGCCUGCAAACCGCACAGUCCCUGCCCGAACGCCAGCCGGACGAGUCGCUCUACCACCUGGUCAAGCUGCUCCAAUCCAAAGAGGAGCAGGCCCCCUCCAGGUCGGCCAACUAGACUAAAGAGAAACCUAACAUAUCAUCAGUGCAACGGGUUCUGCUACUACAGUGCAGGUGGGAUACUCUAUAUAUAUAUAUAAAAAAAUAAGUUUAUCGCAGUCAAAUGCAGCUUUUAGCGAUGGCUGGAGAAACUAGAACUAUUCAAGAAUACAGUAUUUGCAGGGAACAAUGCUUGUAACUUAGUGCACUGUCCACAUGAAACAGGAACCCAAAAAAAAUAUACAUACAUAAUAAUAUAAAUAUUUUCCAGUCUAGGAAAGCUAGGAAAAUGGGUGCAGCUACUCUCAUUUUUUUUGGGGGGGGGAGAAGGGGGUGUUGAGCAAGUCCAGUUGCCGAAGACACAAUAGAACUGCGUCUUCCGGACCUCUUUUGCAAGGGGUUGGGGGUGCAAGGAGGUUAAUGGGGAGCCGGAAAAGGGUAUUGGGCAGGGUGGGGGCUGUUUGUGUGUGUCAUUCUUCCCCCGGGGUACGACUUCGGGAGUUGUUUGUUAGCUUUUGGAGGUGGGGGGGAAUUACGUCAAUUUCCUGGGCAGAGAGAAGGUUGGGGCCGUCUUCGGCCAAGCUGGGGAAACGUUCUUGUUUUGAACCCAGGACCACACGCCCUGCACCCGGCCGAUUCUGAAGUCAGACCAACCUCACCCUGGACAGGAAUCCGAGGGAAAGUAUUUCUGAAAAAGGAAGAAUUUAUCUCUCUCUCUGCCAACUCACGAAGCUUUCCAGACAUCCCCCCACCCUCUCUCUCCCUCCCCAUCCAGGGAAGGGCAAGCACCUACAGCAAGGGCGGCCCAGGUGUGGGGGGUCCCUCAGGGUGUCCUUCAUUCCCUCUCAUCGCUCACCCCAAAAGUUAACAGCCUGCAGUUGUCGCCCCCCCAAACCGUUAAGCCCAGCCCCCCUCUGCCAAAGGUGCCUCGGGGUGGAUCCCCUUCCCGAACCGUCUCAGUUCUUUCAUCCCCUCCCCUUGGACCACCGAGCCCACCAUCCCCCGGGCUCUGGAGGAUGACCAGGAGGGCCCCUGGGGCAGAAGGGAGGGGUAACCCAGAACUUUUCUUCCUGCCGAUCUUCUGUUGACUUUUGGUAAAUAAAAGCUGGGCAGAAGAA
This is a messenger RNA of Thamnophis sirtalis, 2233 nucleotides long. The record is from RefSeq and is a predicted model, not a curated record. NCBI's taxonomy places the organism in Eukaryota, Metazoa, Chordata, Lepidosauria, Squamata, Natricidae.